This is a messenger RNA of Lytechinus variegatus (green sea urchin), 6103 nucleotides long. Its product is annotated as tetratricopeptide repeat protein 28-like. The record is from RefSeq and is a predicted model, not a curated record. The coding region runs from base 168 to 4979 and encodes 1603 amino acids. Gene Ontology annotation, molecular function: protein binding. The transcript is spliced from 16 exons. NCBI's taxonomy places the organism in Eukaryota, Metazoa, Echinodermata, Echinoidea, Temnopleuroida, Toxopneustidae.
CGAGCUACGCGCUGCGCGCGCUUAUCAAAAUGACCAGAGUCAGCGAAAAUAUAUGUUACCAAGGUUUCGUGAACGCUUUCGUGAAGGAAAAGGUGAGAAGGCGUCUAAGGCUAUGGCAGCACAUGAACAGUUGUUUGAUCUGUUAGUGCAGUAAAGGAGUCGUCAAGAUGGCUUCAGAUCUACCUAGUCGACAGUGUAUAAGUGUUGCAAGCAUUGCUGAAUUCAGUGAACCCAUUAGUGAAACAGAUGAGAUUGAAAGUGUUCGCAAACUUCAGAAGCUUGGAGACAAAGCCUUUAAGAAAAAGGACUAUGCCGCGGCAGCUGCCUGCUACAAAGAAGCUCUUGAGAUCGAUGAAGAGAAUGUCCAACUCCUGUCAAAGAGGGCAGUCUCUAACAUUGAACUCAAGGAUUACCAAGAGGCAAGGAUUGACGCUGAUAUCCUUGUUAAACUCAAUCCUCAUGUUCCUCAGGGUCAUUAUCUGCUAGCAGUGUGUCUUGAUAAUCUGGAGGAGUAUGGAGCUGCCAUUACUGCUUUCCUAAGAGCAUUACGUUAUGAUCAAAACCACCAAACCCAAUUGGUUGACAAUGUUGCUGUUGUUGCUGCUAAUCUGUGUCACUUUCCUGAUGAUGUUCUUCAAAAGUUAGAUGAUUGCAGCCCUAUUGAGAAACUGAUGAUAGUAGCUGAGUGUAUGUAUGAAUCAAAGCAAUACGAUGUCUGCAUUCAUGUCCAGCAGACUAUCCAAGAUCUGAAACAAACAGACAAAGAGACCAAACUCAAGUCUCAAUAUCUUCUUGCCAUGUGCUAUCAGAAACUUGAGGAAUUAGACCGUGCUCUGGACCAGUUCCACACCCUCCUAUCCCAGUCUCUAAGUCACAAGAAUGAUAUCUAUGAGGCUUCGGCUUAUCACAACCUAGCUCAGUUGAAUCUUAAGGUUGGUCAGAUCCACCAUGGUAUUGUCUUCUACGAGAAACUUCUUUCCAUCUGCGAAGACUUGAGACAGAGAAACGACGGAGCUGAUGCCACAACUAGCAAGGGUGAGAUGGAUUAUCUUGUCGGGGAUAGACUACAAAAGCAUGUGCAUGAAAUUCUAACCAGUGCUUACAGAGCAGCUUCGGACCUUUCCCAAGCAUUGUUCCAUGCUGACCAGUACCUCUCUAAGACAGUCCAAGAAGAUGUCAGCAAGGACAAGGAGGUUGUAGGAAAGGCAUAUCUGUUGGUUGGAUUCCUUAGGGAAGGUUUAGGAGACUAUGCAACAGCUCUCAAGCACUACCAGGAAUACCUUGCUGUGAGUAAAACAAAGAAUGAUAAAUCUGGGAUAGCUCGAGCCUAUGGCUGUCUUGGUCGAGUGUACCACCGACUUUGUAAUUUUUCACUAGCACAGUCUUUCUAUGAACAACAGCAUGCUAUUGCAGAGAAGUUCAAGUACUUGCAAAUGGUUGCUUCUGCUCUGAAAAACCUUGCCAAGCUUUUUACUGAAAGGGAAAAUAAUGAUGAGGCAUUCAAAUGCUUGGAAAAGUAUCUUAGAGUUAGUAGGAAGCUAGAUGAGUUCUACACUGAAUGUGAGGCUUUCAUUGACAUAGGAGAUUUCUAUCAACAUCAAGAUAGAGUCAUGCAAUCAGAGUAUUACUAUGAACAGGCAUUCAAUCUUGCAGAAAGGACUAAACUGACAGGACACCUUCAUAAAGCAGCCUCUAAACUAGCCCAAGUUCUUGUUCAGUCAGACGAUGAGAAGAAAAUUGAAAAGGCACGAUUCCUGUGUGAGGAGAGUAUGAAAUAUUGUCAAAGAGUUCAAAUGGUUCACGAGGAAGAUGGCACAGUAGUUCCUGAAGAGAUUCAACAAUGCCUCUUACGAAGCUCUUCUAUGUUGAAAAUCAGCCUUUGCCAGCUUCAGAGGAACUUGGAAGCUCUAGAGAUUGCUGAAGAACAAAAUAGUUCUAGCUUCCAGGAGAUACUUGCUAAACAGACGAGAGAUGAUACCAUUGACCAGAGAAGUAGUAUGACAUUCCAGGACAUUUGUAAGCUGGUCAAUUCUCAGUCAAGUACUGUUGUUUACUAUGAUGUAACUGAUCUUGGUGUUCUCACAUGGGUGCUCAAACCUAACAAGGGCUGUGUCCACUUUGUGAGAGAAGUUCCAGAGGGAAGGCAAAGAUCUUCAGAGUAUCUCAAGGACCUGGUUUCCUCUAUUCACUCCAGCGAGGGCGGGCUUGAGAGUAUGUAUGACUGUGAAUACAGAGCACUUCCCAUGCUAGAUUCGGAGACAUACAAAAUGCAACUCUACUUCAAGUCAAUGUCAAGGAAUUACACACCUAUAAGCUUCACUUCCAGAGCUUACAGUGCCCCAGGAACUCCCAGUGGAAAGACCACACAAGUACCGCUAAGGACGCUGCACCACUUCCUUUGGGAGCCCAUUGCUGAACAUGUCACAGAAGGGGAGGUCAUCAUAGUUCCUAAUGAUGUGUUGACACAGCUUUCAUUUGAUUCACUGACUGAUAAUGAAGGUCACCGGCUAGGGGAGACAUUGAAUAUGACAUCUAUACCAUCUCUAAUGGUUCUAAAGCAUCUCAUCAACAACCAAGCAAACAUCAAUAAUCUAUAUCUGGCAGACUCUCAGGCGACAGAUGAUCAAGCAUCUCAAGUCACAGGUGAUGAAGGCUCCAAGUUGAACCCAGCCUCUCCAAUCUACCUUGAUCACAUGAAUCGUGUAGUGGUUCCUCAGUCUACUCUACCUCACCAACCCAUCAUGGAUACUGUCAAAGUAGCACCUGAGAUGGCUGCCACCAGGAUGUACAACCCAAGCCAUGUGGCCUUUGAUAGGACCUUCCAUGGCACGAUGAGAGAUGGCAGGGACCCUGUCCUAGCGCAAGAGGAGAGGAGAGUGAGGGAGGGGUGUGCAAGAGGGAGUACCCUCAUUAGCAAGACCUGGAGCGGGGGAGAGGUACCUUCCGUCAGGGACGGGAGGGUGGGGACGUACCGACAGAGGGAAGGGAUAGCUGGUAUCGUUGCAAUGGGUAACCCAACAUUGCCUGAGAAGAUGAGACUGCACGGCAAGAUCUGGAAACCUAACUCUGAUCUGGAAAUUGCCCAGAUGGAAACACACAAGAUUGCAGAUUACCUUCACACUGAACCAUACCUUGGGUCAAAGGUCACCAAGGAAGCUAUCUUGUCAGCAUUACCAACGGCAACCCUCAUCCAUUUAGCUCUGUAUGGAUCAUGGGAGGAUGGGGUGCUAGCGUGCACCCCUAACCCAACCACCCAGCCGAUGGGGGAUGGGGUGUAUCCUGAAGGGGCGUAUCAGAUUGGGGUACAAGACAUCCUUGGUAUGAAGCUAUGCAGUCAGCUAGUGGUACUCAGCUGUGGCUAUGGCAACAGGCAUCGGACCGUUCAUCUUGAUCUACCCCUUGCAUUCAUUGCUGCAGGUGCUCAAUGUGUUUUGGUAAUGUUAUGGGCCGUCAAUGAUCUAGUGAGGAAUAAGUUUUGGCAUCAUUUCUACCUAUCUCUUCAAGAAGGUACCAUGGUAUCACAAGCUGUACAAGCAGCUAAACAGGCAAUCAGACAAGAUAAUAGGUUCCAAGAUGCACGUAAUUGGGGUGCCUUCCAUGUGAUUGGGUUUGAUCAGUACAUCAAUCUUAUGACCAUCAAACAUGCUAUGGUUGAUCAUCAACUGAAUCAAACACAGAAACAUGUCCUUAAUAACAUGAAAGAAGAUGCUCUUAAUCUAAGGGAAGACAAUCCCGAAGAUAAGACUGACUCAGCAUUGAUUACAAAGCUUUGUUCACAUAUGGCCUCAGCUCUCACACAUCAUGUUCAUUUUCCUACUGUCUUGAGCUGCAUCCUAAGCCUGCUACAACAAACUAAGAAGCUCCUAUCAUGCCCUGAGGGUGAACCUUUCCCAUCUUGGAUCCUACCGGUUGAAGUCUUUACCUCUCCUGCAGCUGUUCCUCUUCUUAACCUCAUGGGAUUUCAUUUCCAGCCUCGUGGCCCGACAAGCUAUGAACCAUUCGUGGUGUUCCCAACACGAGAUCUGGAUGGCCUUCUUGACCCUGCACUCCAGGCUUUUGAAGCUUUGAUCGCUAUCUCAAAGAACACAGAAGUCAGUCAUUGUUUGGCUAAGGUCCUGACAGAACAUGAAAAGCUCUCAUCAGGUCUUAUCGACAUUCUGUCAAUCACUAAGCACAUGCCAGAGAUUCAACUACGAUGUAAUGAUUCUGGUAUCCAUAGUAUGUGGGUUGAUAAUACAGCUAGAGAGAUACUACAAGCCAUGGGAUUUAGACAGGUUGGCAAGCUGAUUCUCUUUGAAGGAAGCAAAUCAAACAAAAACCAGCUGUAUGCAGUGCUUCAAGUCCUUUGUGCAGUGUGUGGUGAGAAAGGCAAGAACAUGUUAGAGAGACUUGAUAUGAGAUACCUUGGUUUAGCACCCAGUCGUCUGGCAGCCAAGUCCCCUCGUCAAUCUCCUUCUAAGUCAGCUCGUCUGAAGUCCAGUAGCACGGUCAGAUUGACCACUCCCCCUAAGACCAUCAGUCGUCUCCGAACCUUGAAUCCUGUCGUCUUACCAGGAAAUAAGAUGGAUUUCUCAACACCGUGGUGGAGUGAAGAAGCAAGACAAACAGAGGUUACAGAGAAAAUGAAACUAGCCAAGGAUCUGAGUGCUGUUCACGUUGGUUACUCUCAGAGAAUGCAGAAGAACAGAAGAUGGCAUCUAGAAGCCAUAGCACCUCAAGCAAGGGAAGAGAGAGACAAGGUCGGUCUUGCUCCUUCCAAACCCAGGAAGGUUAAGAUGAAACCUGGUGCCUCACCGUCCAUCCCCAGGGUACCCAUAGACUACGUUGAACCACUAACUGCAGAAGCUAUAGAACAGCGUAGAGACUAUGCUCAUUUCCUUUCGAGGGUACGAUCACUGGAUUUAGAGAAACGGCAUCAGGGCUCGGUGCAGGGACUUUUCCUUCCAUAUGUGAACAACACAAAGGCUGAAGCAAAGUGAGCAGCUCUGAAUAGAUACUACAAUGAUAAGGAGAUGCUUGGUCUAUUAUGAAUGCAGUGCAAUGAUGUUUAGCUUUCCAUCAGGGUUUUGGAACUUGACUUUGGUAAUGCUCACUAUUUGGUAAUGCUCACUAGUGAAGGGACAGUGAAUGUUGCUAUUAUGUGUGUUGGAAAGAGGAAUUUAGCCAGAUUGUAUCGACCAUAUUCUGUAAUGAUGAUAAUACCUACUGCUUGUGUCUAGAAUAAACAUAAUUAGGGUUGGAUUUAGAUUCAAUGUAGGGUUUUCCUAUGAGAUAAAAUAAUUACUGAGCUGAAUUUUGAAAGAAUGACGUGUGUCUUUAUGUAAUUCUGCAAAAUUGACUCCAAACCUACCAAUGGUACUGGGUAUACCAUUCAAAAUAAUAUAUUGUAGUAGAUUUCAUAAGUUCAGGGACCUGUGACACAAAGAUUAGUGAUUAAUCGUUAAUUUGAAAGGGCUAUUCCGAUUGGUUCCUAGUCAGUCUACGGAGCAAAAUGUACAUGCAACGAUGGUCAUGAUAGGCCAGUUCAUUUAACGAUUGUUCACUAACCUUUGUGUAAUAGGGCCCUUGGGUUUGUUGUAUUGGUGUGAUGGUAGCAUUAUAUUAAAAUGGAUUGAUUAAUUCAUUUUAUUAUUUCAUAUUGAGUGUUGACCCAUUUGGUAUUGGUGUCAGGACAGUUUUCACAUCAGUACAACACCAAAACUUAGAAUGAAGCUGGUCUUGGAUGAAUCACUCAAGGUAUUCAGUAAAGUCACAUUAGAAGUUAUGAUAGGCAAACUGAGCUGGGCUUCCAACACCAACACAAAUCCAAAAUCUCCCAUUGUGUAUUGUCCUUAUCAGAAGAAGAAAUAGAGAACACCUCUCAUUUUUUGUGGGUUGGUAUUGUCAUUCAGUUAGAUGACAGUGUGAUCAUAAAUUCAAUCUGAUUUUGGUUCCUUGAACAAACCAGAGAGGUGUUUGAUUUUUUUUUUAGGGGGUCGGGGAUGUUUGCAGAUUGAUUGGUACUCUAUUAAUUUUGAGAGGCAAAAUGAUAUAGUGUCAUUCACAGAAAUUUGAAAGUUUUCAAAAGAAAGGCUCUGUUUAUGAAAGAAAAUUUGUUUUUAGC